Messenger RNA from Homalodisca vitripennis (glassy-winged sharpshooter), 2677 nucleotides. RefSeq names its product lysosomal alpha-glucosidase-like. Gene Ontology annotation, molecular function: alpha-1,4-glucosidase activity; carbohydrate binding. Gene Ontology annotation, biological process: carbohydrate metabolic process. Bases 446 to 2662 code for a protein of 738 amino acids. The record is from RefSeq and is a predicted model, not a curated record. The transcript is spliced from 12 exons. NCBI's taxonomy places the organism in Eukaryota, Metazoa, Arthropoda, Insecta, Hemiptera, Cicadellidae.
UGGUUCCUAUCUUCAGUUGGUGGGAUUAAACCAAAUUAGAAAGUGACAUUAUAUUAAUAAGUUCAGAAAUGAAAUUAAAGUUAAUUUAAUUGCUACCGAUUAUGAUUUAAAUUAAAUUACCAACCGAAGAGUGAACUAAUAUAAUUCUUUGAGCAUUUGCGCGAGCGCUUAGGGAUUGAUCGGUGUAGAUGUGUUGCUAGGCAAUUUUGAGCUAUUUUUAGACAAAUCCAGGUUCAUCUAGUCUUUUAACUCGUUGCAGCCGUCAUUCUAGUGAAAGCAAAGCCAUGGACUUCAAGUAGAACUGUGGUUAAGUGAUACUUAUUUAGUGAUUACGAGAAGUCUUGAAUUUGCUUUUAAAUUAUCAGUUAGUGAAAGGGAAUGAUGGUUAAGGUAAAACCCCUUUUGCUGUAAUACAUCUCAUCUGUCACUCUUCAAUUCAUUAAUCAUGGUUAAAGCCCAUCUAGUUUUUGUCCCUGAUCAGGCCAUAAAAAAGCUUAUUCCACCUAAGCCAAAUGGUCCAACUUGCACUGUUGCUUCUGAACCUGAUAAAAGAUUCAAGCUUGUACAUCCAGUCACUCCUGAUCAAUGUCACACUUUGAAAACCGUGUUAAAACAUCCACUGCUAAUCACAUUUGUAUUAGUUGCAUUUCUGACUACUGCUUUUAUUUUCAUUGAGCCAUUGUGCCAUUGUAUUCAACAUGUAAACUGCAUACUCUUCUCUCAAUUUACAAACAACACGAUAUGCUGUAAUGAAAAACAAACCUAUAUCACAAAUAUUUGGGAAAAUGCAGAAACUUUACCUAUGCCAGAGCAAUGUGCUGUAAUUGAAGACGAGAACCGAAUUGAUUGUCUUGGUCAGGAAUUUGAAAUCCCUGGCUAUGCGUGCAUGUUGAGGGAUUGUUGUUGGUCGUUACCAAAAAAUGGAUCAAUCCGAAUACCACGUUGCUAUUAUCCUGCGAGGUACAGGACCUACAAGAUUACAAAUGUAUCAAGUACUGAUGUUGGGACUGUUGCCUACAUGAAAAUCGUUAAGAACUCCACAUUCUAUCCUAAUAAUGUUCCUAUGGUUAAAAUUGAUUUUGUCUACAGAACAGAAGAUAUUCUUCAGGUUAAGAUAUAUGAUGCUGAUAAAACACGUUUUCAAACUCCAUUUCCUGAACUUCCACCUAUGGGGCCAACGGCAGCAAACAAUACAAAUUAUGUUGUGGAAAUCGAUACAGAGAAGACAGGAUUUAAGAUUUUACGGAAGAGCAAUAAUCAGAUUAUCUUUGAUACUCAAGAUUUUGGUGGAUUUAUUUUCUCUGACCAGCUGUUGGAAAUAUCUGCUCGUUUGCCAUCACAUCACAUCUACGGACUGGGCCAGCAAAGAAAUGAUUUCAAGCUGGACAUGAACUGGAAGAAAAUCACUCUUUUCAACCAUGAUCAGCAUCCAAAAACUGGAACCAACCUGUAUGGCAGCCACCCAUUCUACCUGGCUAUGGAAGAAUCAGGUGACAGCAGUGGAGUGAUGCUUCUCAACAGUAAUGCAAUGGAUAUUGAUUUGACUCCUGCUCCUGGCAUCACGUAUCGUACUAUUGGAGGUCUUCUGGACUUCUACAUCUUUCUGGGCCCUUCACCUUCAGAUGUGAUCAGACAGUUCACUUCACUUGUGGGGCGCCCUUUCCUACCCCCUUACUGGAGCUUGGGCUUCCACCUCUCCAGGUCUGGGUAUAAAACACUCAAUGAGACUAAAAAAGUGUGGCUUCGCACCAGGGAUGCCAAAAUACCUUUUGACACUCAAUGGAAUGAUCGAGAUUACAUGAAAAACAAUAAUGAUUUCACUUAUGACAAUGAAAGUUUCAACGGACUACCAGACUUCGUUGAUAUGCUUCACAAGGAAGGGAUGCACUACAUGGUGAAGAUAGAUCCAGGAAUAGGUACAGGAGAGCUCCCAGGCACGUACCUUCCUUACGAUGAGGGAAUAGCUCAACGUGUCUUCGUCUCAGACAUUUCUGGCUACCGCCCCUUUAUGGGAAAGGUGUGGAACAAGAAAUACACAGUUUAUGUCGACUUCUUCAAGAGAUCUGCUGUGGAUUACUGGUUAACACAGUUACGUCGUCUACAUGAAAUAUUUGCUUUUGAUGGAACUGGGCUUGACAUGAAUGACCCAACCAACUUCCUGAAUGAUUCCGGGAGGAGUUGUCCCAAUGUAUCACUAGAAUACCCCCCAUUCACGCCCGCCAUAGCCGGAUGCUACCUUUCCACACAUACUCUCUGCAUGUCAGCCAAACACCAGAGAGGAAUUGCCCAUUAUAACCUUCACAACGUCUACGCCCUUGCUGAGGCUCUAGUCACCAGCUUUUCAAUGCAGCAGAUACGGAAUAAGAGAGCAUUUGUGGUCUCUAAAUCCUCUUUCCUGGGUCUCGGUCGCUAUGCUGGUGUCUGGACAGGGGACAUAGAAUCUUCUUGGGAAGACAUGGCAUAUUCCGUCAGUGAUAUCCUGAGCUUCAGCUUGUUUGGUAUCCCAAUGGCAGGAGCUGACAUCUGUGGGUACCGUGGCAACACUACAGUUUAUCUCUGUCAACGCUGGAGCCAGUUGGGAGCCUUUUAUCCCUUUUCUCGUAACCACAACUCUAACGAAAGCGUAGUAAGUUUAACUUCUUGCCAAACAUUAUCAAUAUAAGUCGUGUUUUAUUUA